Amoebophrya sp. A25 is the source of this 552-nucleotide messenger RNA. The record is from the annotation of a GenBank genome assembly. NCBI's taxonomy places the organism in Eukaryota, Dinophyceae, Syndiniales, Amoebophryaceae.
AUGGCGAAUACUAAGCGCAGGCAGCAGCAAGCACGCUGGGGCAGCGUGGGCGAUCCACCAGAGCAUCUGGCACCUUGUGGUAGACUGGAGAGCAGUGGGAGGCAGAAUAUGCAUACUGGACCUCCGCGUCGGGAAGGGGAAGCCCUUUCGGGUAGUCUGCGUCUACGCACCGACAGCAGAAGCGAAGAACGAGACAAAAACGGAAGCACUCUACGCAGAACUAGGGAAGGCAGUCAGGGGCGUGGCGAGGUAUGCCAUAGUAGGGGACUUCAACGCACGACUACCCAUCGGCGCUACGCAGGUAACGGGCCCACACGGCAGGGAGGCCAACCAGAGACCAAACAGCAACACCACUGCCUUCCGGCAUUUCUUGUUGGAAGCAGGGGCCUUCUCGUCCGCGUCGGUAUUCCAGCAUGGGCAACACGGGUACGCAACAUGGAGACACCCAGACGCAAGAUACGGGACAAGGGGCUGGCAACAGAUCGACCACAUAGUGUACUCCAACAGUAUGAGGAAAAGCGUCGAGGACACGCGGGUAGUGGAGCGACAUGA